Messenger RNA from Pseudogymnoascus destructans, 2352 nucleotides. RefSeq lists its product as uncharacterized. Gene Ontology annotation, molecular function: transmembrane transporter activity. Gene Ontology annotation, biological process: transmembrane transport. Lineage: Eukaryota; Fungi; Ascomycota; Leotiomycetes; Thelebolales; Thelebolaceae. The transcript is spliced from 6 exons. The record is from RefSeq and is a predicted model, not a curated record. The coding region runs from base 388 to 2106 and encodes 572 amino acids.
CGAUGUAAGGUAAACAAUCGAGACAUCGAGAAAUAUCGAUGGACGCUCUUAUUUCUAAAUCGGCUGAGGUAAGGGAUUCCAUUGGAGUUAAGGGCCAAUCGAUCUAAUACUUCACAGACAUUUAGGUGAGCACGGUCCAGAAGCGGUUAGUCGUCAUGCCUCGACGGUGAUACAGCCGUCUCCGCCGCCCUUGAUUGAAUGGCCGACAGAUGAUCAAUCUCAUCACACCCCUUUCGCACAGCUUCAAAAGGAGACGCAGUGCGCAGGCGGUCGGCGCUGCUCUCUGCCUACUUUCUCAUAUGCUCCGUAUACCACCCUGAUCACCAUACCCGACCAGCGCUUCGACAGAAACUCGAGGACGGAAAGCUUUUGUGCAGACGCGGCAAGAUGGGUCUUUGGAUUCUGGAAGAUAAGGUGAUGGACCAUGUUCCAGGCACCACUAGAUAUUUCGAUAAGCCACAUCUGCAAGAAGCUGGUAGAGAAGAUGUCUCCCAUCUCAAGUGCGAUACAAGUGGAGCGGAUCCGAUUAUCCUCGUCCCGCAGCCCAGCGAUGACCCGAAUGAUCCUCUGAAUUGGCCGCUGUGGAAACGCGAUGUGAUAAUGUUCGUAUUGUCCCUAACAGCAAUCUUCGCAACGGCACUAGGUCCCAUCUUAGCAGCGAAUACCUUGUCGAUCUCGGAAAAAUAUGGAAGAACAGUCACAGAUGGGGCUCUCCUGACAGGAUACUUCCUGUUUGGGGUAGGGUUCGCUGGAACCUUCUUCGUGCCCUCGGCGAGGAAAUGGGGCAAGAGGCACUUGCUAAUCUUCGGAACUAUACUGUUGGUUGCGUCGAGCGCCUGGGCCGGCGCCGCCGAGCUGAAUUAUACGAGUAUGCUAUGGGCCAGGAUCUUUCAGGGCGUUGCCAAUGCGCCCUUCGAGGCUCUCAUCAACGCCAUCGUGGGAGAUCUAUAUUUCGUUCAUGAACGCGGCAAGCGCAUGGCACUAAUGAAUUUUGCCCUCUUCGGCGGUGCAUUCUUCACCCCCAUCCUCGCCGGCAAGAUCUCAAACAAUAUGGGCGUGCCGUGGAUUUUCAAUUUCGUGGCCAUAUUUUGCGCAUUGUGUCUCCCGGCAGUAAUCUUCUUCGUCCCAGAGACGGCAUACCGACGCGACCCGCGCCUAAACACAGACAUGCUAGCAGCCAGUGAAAGCACCCAAGAUGUAACCCUCAACUCCGGCCUAGAAGCUACCCAAACCAACGGCAACGGCGCCUGCACCAACGGCAACGAAAACGAGAAAUCCGACGACUCCCCCCCCUCAACAGAGGCAGCCAUACCACUGCACCGCUACCCCGGCGCCGACACCCCCAAACGCACCUACAUCCAAUCCCUCAAGCCCUUCAGCGGGACCUACACAGACGAGAACUUCUUCAAGAUCCUCCUCCGCCCCUUCCCCCUCUUCUUCCACCCCGCCAUUCUCUGGGCCUGCCUCAUCCAAGGCACGCUAAUCGGCUGGACCAUCUUCAUCGGCAUCCUCGUCGCCUCCAUCUUCCUCGGCUCGCCCAACUACUGGGGCGAAGUCGAGAGCGGGUACGCGUAUACGGGCCCCUUCAUCGGCGCUUUAAUCGGCUUCUUGAUCGCAGGCGCGCUGGCGGACUGGAGCGCAAAGUUUAUGACGCGCCGAAAUGGGGGGAUUUAUGAGCCGGAGUUCCGUAUCGUGCUGGUGAUUCCGCAGCUUGUGUUUGGGUGUGCGGGUCUAUAUGGGUUCGGGAUCGUGGCGACGGAUCUGGUUAGGUUUCAUUGGGCGUGGGCGGUGUUCUUUUAUUGUUUGGAGGUUAUGGGGAUGGUGGUGGGAGCGGUGGCGAGCUCGCUUUAUAUCAUUGAUGCGCAUCGCAACAUCGCCAUCGAGGCAUUCACCUGCCUCCUCAUCUUCAAGAACUUCUUCAGCUUUGGCCUCACCUUCGUGGCCUUCAAGUGGGUGAGCACCAACGACACGCGAUAUGUUUUCAUGGUCAUCUCGACUGUUCAAGUCCUCGUCUGUCUGCUCAGCGUCCCGAUGUACAUCUUCGGGAAGCGAAACAGGAGCUUCUUUCACAGGCACGAUAUCAUGAAGAUAACGCGUCUGGACUAACUGUUGCUCCUUGGAUAUUCAUCGUCAUGGGUGUUUACACGGUGUUUAUUGAGCAAGGAAGGGAAAGAGUCAUGGCUAAGUCCAUGACGAUGAUUUCUGUUGGGAUUUGAUUCGUUGAGGGUUAAUGGGUUAAAAGGUUAAACAAAGCGAUGGGCAUAAUGAUCUAGCAGUAGUCUUCUCAGUCCUGCCGAGGUCCGAGCAUUAUCAGCUAUCAAUCUCAAUCCCAAUCAAACGAUAUAUUUUAAU